Messenger RNA from Dentiscutata heterogama, 652 nucleotides. The record is from the annotation of a GenBank genome assembly. NCBI's taxonomy places the organism in Eukaryota, Fungi, Glomeromycota, Glomeromycetes, Diversisporales, Gigasporaceae.
GGCUUGUUCGUGGCCAAAAGGUAGUAGAUACUGGUUCUCCAAUUAAAAUUCCAGUCGGUCCAGAGUGCUUGGGUCGUAUUCUCAAUGUCAUUGGUGAACCAAUUGACGAGCGUGGACCGGUCAAAACGAAAAAAAGUGCCCCUAUUCACGCAGAAGCGCCUGAAUUUGUUGAUCAAUCAACAGUUCCUGAAGUUUUAGAAACUGGUAUCAAAGUUGUUGACUUGUUAGCACCUUAUGCUAGAGGUGGUAAAAUUGGCCUUUUCGGUGGAGCAGGUGUCGGAAAAACCGUCUUGAUUCAAGAACUUAUUAAUAACAUUGCCAAAGCUCACGGUGGUUAUUCAGUUUUUACUGGAGUCGGUGAGCGAACUCGUGAAGGGAAUGACUUGUAUCAUGAAAUGAUAGAAACUGGUGUAAUCAAACUUGACGGCGAUUCUAAGGCUGCUCUUGUUUUCGGUCAAAUGAAUGAACCCCCCGGUGCACGUGCCCGUGUCGCAUUGACUGGACUUACCCUUGCUGAAUAUUUCCGAGACGACGAAGGUCAAGAUGUCUUACUCUUUAUCGAUAACAUUUUCCGUUUCACUCAAGCUGGUUCUGAAGUGUCUGCUUUGUUGGGUCGUAUUCCUUCCGCUGUAGGUUAUCAGCCUACGUUAAG